UGUGCGUUAUGUAAAAGUCUGUGCGGAUGCCCUUAAUCUUGAGAGAGUGGUUCGAGACUAGCUCGUUAAGUUUUAUAUCGUACGGUUUUAUUUGAUUUCCCCGUUUCGCUCACACAAACGUAUAGCGUUAUAACGAGAGGUUGGAUCAGCAACGAACUAAUAGCAAAUUGUGUGACUGUGAAGAAGGAAAAUAAUUCACGCGAUAUUCCCAUUGCAACUCUUCAAACUACACAAAGCAGAAAGAUGGCGGAACCGAAUGACAGGAGUCAAUUACCACCCGGCUGGGAGUGCAGAUAUGAUAUUCGUAGCGGUCGUCCAUAUUUCAUAAAUCAUUUUAAUCGAACUACAACAUGGGAAGAUCCAAGAGUGAGAUAUUGGCAGUAUUCUCAGUAUAUACAGUCUCAGAACUCAAUGGCACUGAGCUCGGCUACUACUACCACUUCUCAAGAGAUUCCCAUGCAGACCGGAGGAAGCGGAAGUGGUGGGCACUUAAAUUAUACAGGUGCUCAUAGAGUUCCACAAAUUUAUCCAACACCGUCCCCCUAUCAUAAUCCACAACUAGCAUUUUUACUUCCUAGCGCGCAGGAACUGAAAACACCAUUAUCGUUGAAGUCCACCAGUGCGAUGACAACUCGAUUUGGCGAUUUGACUUUAGGCUCUCCGACUCCGGUGAGAAAUACAGAGACGAGUUUUACUCAAAAUUCUGACUCCGAGUCACAAGUAGCGAAGAUCAACGCUAUAUUCCCGACAGUCUCGGACACGCAUAUUCGUCUCUUACUGAAAAAAUACCAUAACAGAGCAGCUUUGGUCAUGAGUGCUCUCCAGGUGGAAAAGAAUCCUCUUUGCGCCCCAGGACCGUGCACACCCGUGGGAGUGCAUUCAAAUUAUGCAAUCCCAAGAUGGCGUCUACCAGCUCAUUCUUUACAUACAACAUUAACAUUGAGUCCGCCUCGCGGAGUUCGGCCAGCCCCUAACUCCCCAAAAAUGAAACUUAGGUACCUGAAAAAUGUAUUUCCAAAAGUGGACGAAACGAUAUUGCUAGAUGUGUUAGAGCAGAGCGAUAAUAAUGUGCAGAAGGCAUCUGAAAGGUUAAUUGAAUUAGGAUAUGAAAAGCGGAGUCCUACUCUUCCUGUCAGAGCUGUAGCAAAAAAGAAAGAAGAGGAAGAGGUACGUGAUGAGCCAACUGCACCUACGCCACCUCCGCGCAUAAAAAGUUUGGAAGAGAAGAAUAAGUUGAAAAUACGUUUAAUGGAAAAAUAUAAGAAUCUACCAGAUCGAAUUCUGUUACUUGCCAUGGAAAGUGUAGAUUAUGAUGAAGAAAGAGCAAUAACUAUAUUAGAUAUAGUAAUGGCAGAAGAAGCUACUCGACCAUUAUGUACUUCUAGCAGCCAAAGCAGUAAAAGUGAUGAACGGAAAGAUAGUCCACCAGUGACAGAAGCUAUAAAAUUAACAGCAUCUCCAAUUAAAAAGAUAAAUAAAGAUAUGGAAACUGAAAAGUUGAAACGAUCCAAAACUAAGACUGAGAUACCGAAAGUUUCUCGUGGAACCAGUACCACGGAGGAUAAAGAAUAUAAAUCCCCGUAUUUAACAAAACCAGUGGGCUCAAACUCGGAUUUAGCAAGGGGAGCGAAUAAUGAUCUGCUGUUGCCCGAUUACGCACCAUGGUCGGGGCCGGAUCCAAAUUUGUUGACCAAGCAACCAUUGUCAAGAUCGCUUGCAGUAGGGCACGAUGCAAGUUUAGUUUCUACCCGUAAUUGUCUUGCUAAAGGUGCCCAGUCCGAAUUGCGAAAAGGACCAUUAAGGGGAUUGGCCCAAGGUUCUAUUUAUUCGCAAAGGAAUGCAACUAAUACAGAGAGUCGUGGUAAAUGAAACAUGUGCAAUUGUUUCUCUUUUGAUAUUUUUACGUUUAUCACGUAAUUAGAUCGUAAUUUUUAGUAACAAUUGUAUAACUAGACGUCUUUAGAAUGUUAUUUAUUUUUAAGUUUUUAUAUUUUUUAUCAAUUCGCAUAUUAUAUCAAGAAUCCGAUCUGUUUUUAUACAAUGCAAUAAAGAUUUAUAUUUUGUUCAUAUUUUA
This is a messenger RNA of Monomorium pharaonis (pharaoh ant), 2074 nucleotides long. RefSeq lists its product as uncharacterized. The coding region runs from base 244 to 1869 and encodes 541 amino acids. NCBI's taxonomy places the organism in Eukaryota, Metazoa, Arthropoda, Insecta, Hymenoptera, Formicidae. The record is from RefSeq and is a predicted model, not a curated record. The transcript is spliced from 11 exons. Gene Ontology annotation, cellular component: cytoplasm. Gene Ontology annotation, molecular function: molecular adaptor activity; kinase binding; ubiquitin binding. Gene Ontology annotation, biological process: negative regulation of organ growth; regulation of DNA-templated transcription; cell migration.